Molecule: messenger RNA, 732 nt
Organism: Lactuca saligna
Lineage: Eukaryota; Viridiplantae; Streptophyta; Magnoliopsida; Asterales; Asteraceae
Source: the annotation of a GenBank genome assembly
AUGCCCUACGCCCUAAAGAAAAAAAAACGUCGCUCCAGCCUCUUCUCGUUUGUUCUCCUUCUUCUUCUCGCAUCCUUCCCAUCGAUCAACUUGCUGAAGACCGGCUCCAACCUCUGCUGCCCCUCCAUCGUCGGUCGCGUUUCCCCUUCAAUCACCGAUCGCCACUGUUGCUGCCAUCAUCUUCACGUGCGAUCUUUGCUGCCCUCGGUUCAUCAGGGACAUCCUAAAGCCGCUUCUUUGAAAACCGUCCCAUUAUUGUUUCCAGAGCUUUGUGCAGAACUCUUUGAUGGAAACAGUGCAUCUGGUAAUCUCAGCUAUGCCACAUCCCAAACACCAUCAGGACAUGGAUCAUCUUCUUUCCAUGGCGCACCACUACAACUUAUGGACGCCCCUUCCAUUAACAUAGAUGAGGAUGAUUUCUUUUCCAAUCAUACUAGUGAGCAUUUUACUCAGCCUCCACCUUCUGCUGCUUCACCUUCUGCUGAUUCACCUUCUGCUGCCUCACCUUCUGGUAACCCUAACAAAAGGGCUAAAACAUCAACUCCUAGACCUCGAGCUCCUAGUGCCUCACCUGAUCCACCUUCUUGUGCCUCGCCUAAAGCUUCUAUUACUGCUGAUGAUUUAGCAUUGGAGAUGCAAAAAGCUCUACGCCAUUUGACUCAAGGGCCAACAAUUCCCCAAUGUUUAGAGAAGCUUGAGUUGCUCGAGUUAGACCCAGUAGACCCUCUAUGA